Punica granatum (pomegranate) is the source of this 822-nucleotide messenger RNA. The record is from RefSeq and is a predicted model, not a curated record. Lineage: Eukaryota; Viridiplantae; Streptophyta; Magnoliopsida; Myrtales; Lythraceae.
UAUAUAUAUAUAUAUAUACAUGCUCCUAACUUCCUCCAAGCUCAGAAAACUGAUAGGGAAGACUAAUAACUAGACAAAGAUCACGAAAGGGAUCGAUGGCUAAUGUUGUAAUUAUUGUUCCCAUUUUAGCCUUCGCUUUCUCCCUCUUAUUUUCCUCCUCCUUGGUUGCUUCUGCUACCGGAGGCCGGGAUGAGGGCUAUGGCAUCUUUGGGAGGACCCUCGACCUGAACAAGCUGCUGGGCUCGAAGAAGGAGAAGCUCAGCCACUUCAGGCUCUACUGGCACGACGUUGUCGGUGGCAAGAACCCGACUUCUAUCCCAGUGGUUAUGCCUACCAACGGUUCGCAGACCUUUUUUGGGAUGGUUAACAUGAUGGACAACGCCCUGACUCUUAGCCCAAACCUGACUUCGAAGCUGGUUGGCCGGGCACAGGGGUUACACGCCAUGACGAGCCAGCACCAGCUGGGUGCUCUGAUGGCCAUGAACUUCGUCUUCAUGGAGGGCAAAUACAACGGCAGCACCAUCACAUUGCUUGGCCAUAACUCCAUCUUUGAUGCCGUGAGGGAGAUUCCUGUCGUUGGCGGCAGCGGCCUCUUCCGCUUUGCCCGUGGAUAUGCCCAGCUCCGAACCCACACCUUUGAUACCAGGACCGGCGAUGUCAUCGUUGAAUACAACGUUUAUGUCCUUCACUACUGAUGAGGUGUUGUUGGUGUUGAUAAUCUCCAGAGGUUUUCCUCGGGAAAUUAUUUUACUUGUUCACUGAUGAAAUUUCGAGUUAUUUAGCAUGUAUGUGUAUGAAUAUGUGUUAUCGUGAUCUAACUAA